This is a messenger RNA of Medicago truncatula (barrel medic), 1748 nucleotides long. Its product is annotated as protein disulfide isomerase pTAC5, chloroplastic. Gene Ontology annotation, molecular function: protein disulfide isomerase activity. The transcript has 6 exons. Gene Ontology annotation, cellular component: chloroplast. Gene Ontology annotation, biological process: chloroplast organization. Bases 91 to 1269 code for a protein of 392 amino acids. The record is from RefSeq and is a predicted model, not a curated record. Lineage: Eukaryota; Viridiplantae; Streptophyta; Magnoliopsida; Fabales; Fabaceae.
CAAUUGCUAGUGACUGGGAAGAUAAGCAUCUAGCAAAAAUAUCUCUGUAAGAAUACGGAAAUAUCCACAAUCCAUGGCCGCUGUUUCACAAUGUCUUUCUCUGCACCUACCGUUCCCAUAACCGUCACUGUAAGUGUGAAUUCCACACUCUCUUUCCCCACCAAAACCCUCCCAUUUCUCAAACCUCAUUUUCCCUCCUAUAAAUUCAAUUCCCUUACCACUCACUGCUCCAUUCCCGAUCGUGAAGAACACCGCUGGCUCCGCGAAGAACAACGAUGGCUUCGCGAGGAGCAACGGUGGAUUCGUGAGGAGAAUCGAUGGAACCGUGAACGGGCUGAGCUUCUCAGAGAGAUUUCUGAACUUAAACUUCAAAUUCAAUCUCUCGAGCACCGAAUUCUAUCUUCAUCUUCGUCUACCUCGGUUUCCGACGUGGUUGCGCCGUUGUUGCAGGUGUUGAAGGAUAAGAAUUUGGUUCUUGAUAGUGGUUCUAUUCAGAGGAGAUUAGUGCUUGAGGAGGAAAAGGAACAGGAAGUGGAAGAAGAGAAGGAAUCUGUUGAGGUUGUUGAACAUGUAAAGGAGAUUGUGGUUGUUGAGAAACCUGCUGCUACGGUUGAAAAGAGGACCGUUUUGCGAACAGGUUCUGAAGGAGAAGAGGUUCAAAAGUUGCAGGAAGCAUUGCUAAAAUUGGGAUUUUACUCGGGUGAGGAGGACAUGGAAUUCUCUAGCUUCUCAAGUGGAACUGAGCGUGCUGUGAAGACCUGGCAAUCUUCGUUGGGUAUCCCUGAGGAUGGGAUCAUGACAUCACACCUUCUUGAGAGGCUAUAUUUGGAUAUACGGACUACGGAUAUAGAUAGUGUAAAUGAAACCAAAAAAUCUGCCUCUGUUUUACCGAAGGAAGUUGAAAAUGGAGCUGCAGUUGCUUCUGUGACAGAAAUUUCAGAAGUUCAGCAAAAAGUUGUUGGAGAAGUUGACCAAGAAACAGAAGCAUCCCAUCCAAGAGUUUUCCUCCUUGGGGAAAAUCGGUGGGAAGAACCAUCAAGACUUUCGACGAAGGUUAGAGUUGAUAGGGGCAAGAACAAGGACGGAACAAUGAGAUGCCUUCAGUGUUCUGGGUUAGGUGUCUUGUUGUGUACAGAAUGUGAUGGAUCUGGCGAGCCAAAUAUUGAACCUCAAUUUAUGGAAUGGGUGGGCGAGGAUACAAAAUGCCCAUAUUGUGAAGGCCUAGGGCAUAUAACUUGUGAUUUGUGUCGAGGGAAAACUAUGGUGUAGGCAUGACUUUAUGUUUCUUCAUCGUUUCAUACAGGUAUCUAUUCGUCAAUAUCGUUGUAUCUCAAAAUCUUGUAUAUUUAUUAGUUUAUUUAUUACUUUCUGUUUUUGAUUGAGCAGAAAGAGUUGUAAUCCAAAGCUACAAUUGAGUGAACAAUACAACAAUUAUAAAAAUAAAAAAAAAGUACAGUAUGUUAGCUGAUAAACAUAACUGGGAAAUAGAAAUUUGAUAUUCUUAGAUGUUCAGCUUUUGGAGCUUACAAGCGAAGUGAAACUACCGGGAAAUGAAAGCAGAUUGAACGGUUCAUGUACAUUCCUCGAAAAUGAAUGUGGCCAAAUGCAAUAAUGAGUAUACUAAAACAAUCAUUCUUUUUUCCCAAAUCAAUUUGUCAAAACUUUCUUGAGAUUUGGAAAAGAGAGUUUGUUGUCAUAACUAAGAUUAUAUCAGUUUAUGUUUUGAAAGUAGCUUCACUUUUGGCAAA